Molecule: messenger RNA, 1079 nt
Organism: Branchiostoma belcheri (Belcher's lancelet)
Lineage: Eukaryota; Metazoa; Chordata; Leptocardii; Amphioxiformes; Branchiostomatidae
Product: pygopus homolog 2-like
Exons: 4
Coding region: 123-791 (222 amino acids)
Source: RefSeq, a predicted model, not a curated record
GUUUAAAUGUACUGCAGGCCUUUGCAAUAGUUUACCAACGUGUGAAGUCGCAUGGAGCAAGAAGGUGCAACAUUUGUAAAGAUUUCCCGCGACGGUUCUUGCUAGCCGGUAUGUAAAGUGUUAUGCCGCGAGAGAGGAGACCACCUAAGCGCUACAGGCCAUCAUCUGAAAGUGAGGGAGAGGGGGAGGACAGCAGCAGUAAGAGUUCCACACCACUCAGUCAGCCCAGCAGCCAGCCCAGUGGUUCACCCAAACGGACCAAACCAGGGGAGAAGAAGAAGAAAGCCAUCCCAGCACCCGGGCCUGGACAGCCUCAGGAGGCGUCACCAGUUUCGAACCCUCCUCCGGCUUCGGAAGCAAGCCCCCCUCCUGAGUUGUACAGUGUACCACCCCCCACCCUCAUGGCACAGGACAUAAAAGUCCAGAAUCCUUUUGAUGAGUUUGAGCAACAGCAUCCCCCUCCCCCUGCCCCCAACCCACAUACCCUGAAAACCUUGAAUCCACCUGUUUCCAGAGACCCAAACAAGAUGGGCGGAGCCACCAAUGGGUUUGUGUCUGGCCCUGCCUACCCCUGUGGGAUCUGCAGACAGGAAGUGAGUGACAAUGAUGAGGCUAUCCUGUGCGAGGCUCAUUGUAACCAGUGGUUUCACAGGGUGUGCACCGGGCUGACCGAGGCGGCUUAUCACCUGCUAACAGCUGAACAGGCGGCAGAAUGGGCAUGUGAUAACUGCCUUAGAACUCAGAAUAUUCCACCGGUUCGACUAAAGGACCAGCCACUCUCCAUGAUGUAAUCCUUUGUUUAAACUAACGUUAUAUGUCUGUCGUUAUCAGUUGUCGAAGUUUAAGAGUUCUUUUAACCCCUUGAAUCUAGUCAACUCAUUGCUGUACGUUUCAGUAUAGUCAAGAGUUUGAAGAAGGUUCAUUUUGUGUUUGGUAGCGAUGUAACGUUAUUGACAAAUCGUGAACAGCAUGUAGAGCCCAUUCUUGUCUAUCCAUAUCCAAAACAGUAGCCUUGUAGAAAUUGUACCUAACCUCACACUAUACUAUUAAAGGACUUCUAUAAAGCCUGAUAUCAGCAU